Molecule: messenger RNA, 2430 nt
Organism: Parascedosporium putredinis
Lineage: Eukaryota; Fungi; Ascomycota; Sordariomycetes; Microascales; Microascaceae
Source: the annotation of a GenBank genome assembly
AUGCCCGCUCCCUAUUCAUCGCUGUACCAGAAUUUCAUCCGCUCAGGAUUAGCGAAAUCUGUUACCUACGGCUACGCCCAGUCCGUCGUUGCCGUAUCCCACCCUCACCUUCUUAACCAAAACCGACCUUCCUUUGGCCGUCGCCAGAGCCAUCGUUUCAGCCGACUCCAUACCCUUCAGUCCCAAGCCGCGUCCGCUUUCCAGUCGGAGAGACAGACUCUCGCUAGUCUCUCGACAGAUAAGCGCCAUGACCGUACACUAAGUCACGGAGGCCUCGAUGCCUAUUUCGAGGCACUCAAGGCCCGCGAGGCUGAAGGCGAGGAGGAAGGCAUCGAUGAUGAAUGGUCCCAGUUCCAGUUUCAACAGCGCAUCGAGUGGAAGCCUACACCGGCUUCCAUCCUCCUCGGCGAUAUCAAGGCUGGACCUGAUGGCCACAUUGCUGAUCAAGAUGCUGCCGCUGCUAGCAUCAGUCCAGAGGAUCAGGCCGUGCUCGCGCACAUUGAUGCCGCCUUAGAGGAGGCGAUCGAGGAACGUAGGCGAGUAGAAGCCUUGGAAGAGGCAUCCGAGUCGGUUGAACGAAGCGCGACACCAGGCGCCUCUGCCACUGCCCCCGUUUCUCGCACCCGCAGCCCGGCACUCGAUAGAUCGCGCACACCGGCGAGUGUUGCCCGUACCGCAACGUCACCGAUCCACCCCCAGGCCCGCACUUAUGCCGAUCAUCUCCUGUCCCUCGCCGAUGGCGGACGAUACAAGGAGAUCCCCCUGUCUUCGAGGCCAUGCUUGUUGCUGGCGUGCGACCCAUUGCCCCAGCAUACAAUGCCCUCCUCCGAGCCGCUAUCCGGUUGUUUCCCCGAUAGUGACACAUAUAAUAUCCUCGUUGAUCUGCUCGCCAGCCGGUCGCUUGAGGUUUCCCUGCUCAAAAAGGCACUGGAAGACAAGCGCGCCCGCUACGGCGGCAUCGAAGAGGCUGGGAAAUUCAUGUUCGCCUCUCAUGAGCUCGAAUUUGCCAUUCUCAGUGAGGAUGACCGUCUGGACAUCGCAAUGAGACUUUUCGACUCGUCCGUCACCACCGAUAAUGCCAGUUACUCAUCUGAAACGUACACCCAAGUCAUCAUGGCAUGCGCCACUGCCGGCCCGGCCACCCCAGCCGCGUCCAUAUUCCCUGCCAUGAUCACCGCGUUCGCCAGAUCGGGUGAUCUAAUUAGCGCUGUGGAGUGCUACAACGAGUAUCGGGCCCUGGCUAUCGCCGCUGAUUCGGGCGAAUCUGUCAUUUCGACUCGCCAGGACUCUAUGGUCUAUGCCGCCGUCAUCAACGCGUACGUCACCUGUGACAAGCUCGCUGGCGCAAUGAAGUUCUACAAGAGAAUUGUCGAAGAAUACGGUGUCGGCAUCUCCGAGAUCACCAGCGCCCUCGCCUCGAGCGGAUUUGUCGACGGCUUCCUUCGCCGCGGCAUCUUCCAGGAUGCCCUUCAAUGGGCCCUGUCUGUCGAGAACGAGUCCAAGCCGCAAAUUAUGGCCCGUGUUGCCACUGCAGCGGCAGACAAGGGCGACAAAGCGACAGCUGUCGCUGCCUUUGCUCACAUCCCUCUGGGUGCCGCGGAAAUCGCGGGCCCGGCUUCGGCCCUCCUCGCUCUGAGCUCCUUCAUCGAGCCCACUGUCAUGUACGCAGUCGGUCUGAUGCUGACUGGACAGGUCUCUGAGGGGCUAACUCAGUCUGAGAUCAUGUUUCAUAGGAUCCGAGCGUCCGCCUACCAUGGUGACGCACAAGUGGCGGAUGAGAUCGAGGAGGGCGUGUCCUACAUUGGCCGAUUCAUGGAGGGUCGCGGCAUCACGGACCCUCGUGAGGUUACCCCUCCUCCUUCUACUGUUUCUCCGGUGGCGGCUUAUGGCACUUCUCCGUUCCUCUCGACCCCCACUGUCAGCAGCUUUGAUGACUCCUUUGACCCACAUGCGCACAGCACCGAUUUCAAAGGCUCGUCUUUGAUCUCGGAUGAGUUGGAGGGCUCCCAUGGCCGCCGAGGCCCCCGUUUGAACGACGCGUUGAUCCGAUUCCGCAACAUUCGCCGUGCCGGUCGCCAUCCCCGAUACAUCACCUACGCAAAGCUCAUCUCCGCCGCCGCUCGUGAAAGCAAGUUUGAGCUUUGCAACGACAUCCUGGCUAUGGCCCGGAGUGAUGUUCCCCUCCUCCCGCAGUAUGCCGUUGUUCGAUAUGGCUGGUCUUCCAUCCUCGAUGCCAUGAUUGGUGCGUGCCUCAGCGCUGGCAACCGGUCCAUGGCCGAGAGUUUCCAUCAGGAGCUCCUUGGCAUGGGUGCCACCCCCACUGCUAACACGUAUGGUCUGUACAUCACCACGCUCAAGGAGUCUACCAAGACCUUUGACGAGGCCACCGAGGCCGUAAAGAUCUUCCACCGAGCCCGUGCCGAGGAGUAG